Molecule: messenger RNA, 2567 nt
Organism: Pundamilia nyererei
Lineage: Eukaryota; Metazoa; Chordata; Actinopteri; Cichliformes; Cichlidae
Gene: ip6k1
Product: inositol hexakisphosphate kinase 1
Exons: 9
Coding region: 679-2229 (516 amino acids)
Biological process (GO): phosphatidylinositol phosphate biosynthetic process; inositol phosphate biosynthetic process
Cellular component (GO): cytoplasm; nucleus
Molecular function (GO): inositol hexakisphosphate kinase activity
Source: RefSeq, a predicted model, not a curated record
UCGGUGCCUCUCUAACCGGAGAGACUGCGUAAUGUUAGCUGCUAGUGUUAGCAUGCACCGCUGCUCAAACGGCAGAGUCAGACCAGUGUUUACCGUCAGAGUCCGACACUCGGAGCAUUAGUUGAAGAAGAGAGGUUUUCCACUGACAUGAAAAUGAAACAACGGAAAGAUUUAUUUUAACUCUAAGCCGUUUGAAAACGAGUCUGGCUGACUUAGCUAGCUAGCAUGUUGUCAGGCUAAGGUCAAGAAGCUGUCCAAUCUGACAGCUAACGCUAACUAACAUGGUACCGAUUCUACAAACGGGAUAUGUAGGAGACAGCCACGCCAAUAGCAGGUAACAUCAGCUCCGGUUCUGACCGCUGGAAACGGGGCUGUGUCGCUCACAAGAUUUCCAACAAGAGGAAGUGGUGACCCUGCCUAACUGACACCCUGCUUUCCCUGCCGUCCCCCCAUCUCUGCCCCCCAGCCCCGUGUCCUGAUUGGAUCUCCGUGGUGCCGGCGGUGGAUUGGAGCACUCUGAUUGGGGGCUUUGCGAGGUGGUUUUUCGGUCUGGCGCCGCCUCCCCCCGGGGCCGGCGUGCGCUCCCAGCAGCCCGUGGUGCCCUGCGCCCCCCCGUCCCCGUCACUGCACACCCGAGCCCAUGCCCAGGGAGGAGGCGCGGUGCGUCCGCCAGGAGCCAUGUGCCUCCCUCACACCAACAACAUGGACAGCAAGCUGCAGGGGGCGGGCACAGGGGGAGGGGCUUCACUACGACCACGAGCAGGAGGCGUUCCACUGGAGCCUUUUAUACACCAGGUGGGCGGUCACACCAGUAUGAUGCGUUAUGAUGACCACACGGUGUGUAAGCCUCUCAUCAGCAGAGAGCAGCGCUUCUACGAGUCCCUGCCUCCUGAGAUGAAAGAGUUCACUCCAGAGUAUAAAGGUGUGGUGCUGGUGUGCUUUGAAGGUGACUCUGACGGUUACAUCAACCUGGUGGCCUACCCCUAUGUGGAGAGCAACAUGGAGGGAGGAGCCGGCGAGCAUGAGGAGCGUGACCCCCCAGAGAGGGAGCAGCCGAGGAGGAAACACUCCCGCCGCAGCCUGCAUCGCUCCUCAUCCACCUCUGAACACAAGGAGGAGCGGCUCGAUCGGAGGGAGGCGCACGACACAGAGACCUCGGAUAAUCUGGCAGAGCUGAAGAGCCCGAGACUCGACCCAAAGGUCCUCUCAGAUGUUCCCUUUCAGAUGCUGGACUGGAACAGCGGUUUGACGUCAGAGAAGAUCAGCCACAAUCCCUGGAGCCUUCGCUGCCACAAACAGCAGCUCAGCCGCAUGAGAUCUGAGUCCAAGGACAGAAAGCUCUUCAAGUUCCUGUUGUUAGAGAACGUGGUGCACCACUUCUCUUACCCCUGCAUCCUGGACCUGAAGAUGGGCACCCGGCAGCACGGAGAUGACGCCUCGGAGGAGAAGGCAGCCAGGCAGAUAAGGAAAUGCGAACAAAGCACCUCAGCGACGCUGGGAGUCAGAGUAUGUGGCAUGCAGGUGUACCAGCUGAACACCGGUCACUACCUGUGCAGGAACAAGUACUACGGCCGCGGCCUGUCGAUCGAAGGCUUCCGCCAGGCCCUCUACCAGUACCUGCACAACGGAAAGGGCUUGAGGCGGGACCUCUUUGAGCCAAUCCUGGAUAAGCUUCGCACCCUGAAAGCGGUGCUGGAGAGGCAGGCAUCCUAUCGCUUCUACUCUUCCUCGCUGCUCAUCAUCUAUGAGGGAAAGGAACCCGAGAGCCCCUCUGUCUGGCAACCGAAGACCUCAGUGUCACCCGCAGAGUCCCACUGUGGCCCGGCCCCCGAUGCACCCUGUGAAACGGACAUGAGCCAGAAGCCAGACACAGGAUCCCUGCCCUCUCAGGGGUCUGGACUGAUGGCUCCGGCCUCCCCAUCACCUUCCCCUCAUCCUCCCACACAAGCCCCGCCCCCUAAGUCAGACUGCCACUCCUUCCUCCCACGCCCCCCAUCGCCUCAUCCAGAAUCCACCUCCUCGGCUCCCAGUUUAGGUUCCUUCCCCUCUCCCGCUCCCCUGCCCCAGCAGCCCCCCUUGGUGGACGUUCGCAUGAUCGACUUCGCCCACUCCACCUUCAAGGGUUUCCGCGGCGACACAGCCGUACAUGAUGGGCCAGACAGGGGCUACAUGUUUGGACUGGAGAGCCUUGUCCAGAUCCUGGAAAGCCUGCGGGACGACAACCUGUAGCUCCAUCACUCACUUCUGUAUCUUUGUGAGGACCUGAGAAGGUUUGUCUCACAGUGCGGACCAGCCUCACACCCAAAGUAUAACUGGUCCUCACAAAGAUAGACACACACACAUAGACAGACACGCACGCACGCACACACACACAUAUACGCACACACACAGCUGGUUGUGAGAUAGUUCAGGUUGUGCUGUCAGUGCAGUUUGUCUAGCCGUGUUUCCAGCAACAAUCGGCUGUAAAUAUGGAACAUGAUUCUCCAGGACAUUGCCGUGCAACUGCAGGGAAGUGGGACAUUGGAGCCAAAAUGGCUGCCAAUUAAAGAUGAUACGGAGAACCAACA